Drosophila kikkawai is the source of this 2787-nucleotide messenger RNA. It is a transcript of the gene p115, whose product is annotated as General vesicular transport factor p115. The record is from RefSeq and is a predicted model, not a curated record. Lineage: Eukaryota; Metazoa; Arthropoda; Insecta; Diptera; Drosophilidae. Gene Ontology annotation, molecular function: protein binding. Gene Ontology annotation, cellular component: cytoplasm; Golgi stack; ER to Golgi transport vesicle membrane. Gene Ontology annotation, biological process: intracellular protein transport; vesicle fusion with Golgi apparatus; endoplasmic reticulum to Golgi vesicle-mediated transport.
GCCACACUGCGCCAAUUGUUUUCAUAAAGGCGACGUGGAAGUAAACGCGAAAAAAAACCCAGCCCGCUGGCGUAAAAACACACUCCCCACGACACUGGCAGCUGGCGCAUGGAGUUCCUGAAGAGUGGCAUCAAGACGGUGCUGGGCGGCACGGAGCCGGGCCAGCAGCCAAGUGCCGCCGAGACGGUAGAAAAGCUGGUCGAUCGCGUCUACUCCUCCACCCUGCUGGAGGAUCGUCGCGACGCAUGCCGGGCACUGAAGGCGUUGUCCCGCAAAUACCGGAUCGAGGUGGGCGCCCAGGGCAUGCCGCCGCUGGUCCAAGUCCUGCAGAACGAUGGCCAGGACGCGGAGAUAAUAAGCUAUGCCCUGGACACGCUCUGCAAUGUGGUAACGAGCGAGGAAUUCGACGAGGAGGCCGAUAAUCCGACGGUGUCUGUCAACGUGGGCGAGCAGUUCACGGAGAUGUUCAUCAAGACGCCGGAGCACGUAACCCUGGUGAUGGGUUACCUCGACGAGUACGAUUUCCGUGUGCGCCGGGCCGCCAUCCAGCUAAUUACAUCCCUCAUCUCGAACAAGACGCGCGAGCUGCAGGAUCUUGUGCUGGUCAGCCCGAUGGGGGUGUCCAAGCUGAUGGACCUGCUCACCGACAGCCGCGAGGUCAUCCGCAACGAUGUCCUGCUGCUGCUGAUCGAGCUGACCAAGGGCAACUCGAAUAUCCAGAAGAUCGUGGCCUUCGAAAACGCUUUCGACCGCCUAUUCGAGAUCGUGCGCGAGGAGGGCUGCUCCGACGGCGGCAUUGUCGUCGAGGACUGCCUAAUCCUGCUGCUGAACCUGCUCAAGAACAACUCCAGCAACCAGCAAUUCUUCAAGGAGGGCAGCUACAUCCAGCGCUUGGCGCCCAUGUUUGAGCUCGCCCAGGACACCGAGGAGCUCGGCUGGUCGCCGCAAAAGGUCUCCAACUUCCACUGUCUGCUGCAGGUGGUCCGGGCCUUGGUCACGCCCAGCAAUCAGCAGCUGGUGGUGACCGCCUGCCAGCGCGUCAUGCAAAAGUCCCGUCUACUCCACGCCCUCUGCGAGAUUCUCAUGAGCAGCGGCGUUCCGGCGGACAUACUCACGGAAACGAUCAAUGCCGUGGCCGAGGUGGUCCGCGGCGAUCGGGAUAACCAGGAUGAGCUGGGACGCGUUAUGGCGCCAAGCAGUCCGCCCAGGCCCGCCAUCGUAGUCCUGCUAAUGUCCAUGAUCAAUGAGAAGCAGCUCCUGGCCCUGCGCUGUGCCGUUCUCUAUUGCUUCGAGUGCUUCCUUUACCGCAAUGCCGACGGCCAGCGGGCGGUGGUGCAGACGCUACUGCCGUCUAGCACCUCGGAUGUGAGUGCUCUGUCCACGGGACAGCUCCUUUGCACCGGCCUCUUCUCCACGGAUGCCCUGGCCAAUUGGUUCUCGGCCGUCGCCCUGAUGCACACCCUCGUGGAGAAUGUGGCCCUAAAGGAGGAGUUGUUGCGCGUCCUACUGGCCACUCCCGGUGGCCAGCGACCCAUUACGCUUUUGGAGCAGUGCUGCAAUCUUAUGCAGCAGGAACGGUACCGGUUGCAAAGCAAGGUGGGCCUGCUGAUGCUGCUCAGCCUUUGGCUGGCCCACUGCCCGGGCGCGGUAAAGGCGCUGCUCGAGACGCAGGGCACCAUGGCCUACCUGACCGCCCAGCUGUGCUCCAAUGAGCACGACGAACGCGAGUUUCUCGUCCAGGGCAUGUGCGCCUUCCUCAUGGGCCUGUGCAUCCAGUUCAACGACAACUCUCUGCCCGGACAGAAGCGCGAGGACAUCAGUCAGCUCAUCAUCAAGCGCAUUGGCCAGGAGAGCUUCUGCAGCAAGCUGGGGGAAGUGUCGCGCCACGAGGCCUACAGCCGGGCCUGCAAGCAGGCACAGAUCCGUGCCAAGUCCGCCGGCGAGCUGCUGCUCGACUACGAGUACUGCAAGCUGUACAAGGGACUGGAGGCACUGAUUGCCAAGCUGGUCAGCGGCUUCGAUGUGGACGGCAUCGAGCUGACAGAGCUCACGCUCAGUUCGGAGGCAUCUGCCCUGGUCUCCCAGUACAAGGGCAUAAUCCGGGGCAUGGAUGCCCAGAUCCAGACGCUGCAGCAGUCUUCCAAAGAGCUGGAACAGGAGAAUGCCAAGCUGAAGGAGAAACUCAACGAAGAGGAGAACCUCAAGGCUCAGCUCUCGGACCAGAAUACGUUGCUUAAAGCCCAGCUGGGUGCCACGGGUCAGGUGAAUGUGGUGCAGGGACAAGUGACGGAAACUCCAGCCCCAAGCGAGGAGGAACUGAAUGCCGCUCGCUACCAGGCGAAUAUGUACUUUGCGGAGAACAUUCGUCUGACCAAGGAGCUGGAGACGCUGCGCCAACAGCUGGCGGCGGAAAGACAGCGGGCAGAUGCAGCGCAGGAAUCACUGGCAGCCACGCAAAAGGAUCAGGAGGAUCUUCUCGAGCUGCUGGCCGAUCAGGAGGCCAAGCUUACGCGUUUCGAGGAGACGACAACGACAACUUUGACGGCUGCUCAUCCAAAUCAUAUUUCCGGCGAGGCGCCUGCCGUGACUACGGUUCCUUUGGACGAGAGUCCCAUACCCAGUGGCACUGCCAGCAGAUAAGGACCUUUGCCUGCUGACCAUUUUUGGACUGGAACUGCCGCCACGAAAGCCUCGUAACAUCUUAUAUACACAUUCUAAUUGUUUUUUAUUUAUAUAUGUGUAACAUUAACUACGUACCGAUGAAUAUACCUAUGUCUUAGCUCGAAA